ACAACAGUUGUGAAUGCUCCUAUAUAGGCUGUCACUUAGUAAUUACAUAUUUGCCUAUAUUGAUUAAAUGAGUCAGAAAUGACUCACUACACAUAUGCCAAGGACUAUGGAGAUCUUUUCUUUCCCACUGGAACACACUUUGGAAAUUAACCUUCCUAAAGAGGAGAUGGUGGGUGCCAAGUUGCGUUAAAAGUCUCUCACCGAUCGAGCCAUGCAGAGCAACAGCAGCGCCUCCACAUCAGCACCCAUUGGUGCGCUGAGCGCAUGCGGGGGAGAGGAAGAUGAGCGUGAACUCUCCAAACUGGUCAACCCCAGCGGAGCCGGGUCCAACCUGGCUGCCUUGAACCUGUCCCUCAACUGCUGGCUCCAGAUCCUCUCCAAGGAACCUUCUGUGGAUCUGCAUGGAGACAGUGCCAACACGGUGGUACGAGUCCUCAUCGCUCUGGUCUACCUGGUGGUGUGUGUCUUGGGACUCGUGGGUAACCUCCUGGCACUCUUCUUGCUUCACUUCCGUCGCCGAGGUCACCACUACUCCUCCAUCGACUGUUUCGUGAUGAGCCUGGCGCUCACUGACCUACAGUUCGUCCUCACCUUGCCCUUCUGGGCCGUGGACACGGUGCUGGACUUCCGCUGGCCCUUUGGCAGGGUCAUGUGUAAGAUCGUGAGCUCGGUCACCACCAUGAAUAUGUACGCCAGUGUGUUCUUCCUCACUGCCAUGAGCGUGACCCGAUACCACUCCCUGGUCACCUCACUGAAGAUUGCCUCUCCGAGGAUGGCGGCUGCUCGGGCUAAAUGGGCUAGUUUGGCUAUUUGGGUGGUCUCGCUGGUGGUCACACUGCCUCAUUCCAUCUACUCCACCACUGUUCAGGUGUCUGCCGACGAUGAGCUUUGCCUGGUGAGGUUCUCCGCAUCAGAUUCAGGUCACUUGGAUCCUCAAGUACUCCUUGGGCUCUAUCAAAUGCAAAAAGUGCUUCUGGGAUUUGUCUUUCCUUUGAUAAUCAUUAGCGUGUGUUACCUCCUCCUCCUGAGAUUUAUCCUGAGCCAGCGUGCGGUGGACAGCGUGAUAGGCGGUGGUGUCGCAGAGAGGUCCGAAUGCGAGCGAGGUCGCCACCGUCGCCGCUCCAAAGUCACCCGCUCCAUCACCAUCGUAGUUCUGUCUUUCUUCGUCUGCUGGCUGCCCAACCAGGCUCUGACCCUAUGGGGCGUGUUGAUCAAGUUUGACCUGGUGCCCUUCAGCAAAGCCUUCUACAACACGCAGGCUUAUGCCUUCCCCCUGACCGUGUGCCUGGCCCAGGCAAACAGCUGCCUCAACCCAGUCCUUUACUGCCUCAUCCGCCAGGAAUAUCGUGCUGGACUCAAGAAGCUUCUGCUCCGCGUGUCCAUCCCAAUACAAAACAUUUUCACCCAGGCUCUGAGGGGGAGGAGAGUGGAGGUAGCUCCCACAAGCUUGGUCAUGUUAAAUAAAGACAAUAUGUAAUUAAGUGGGUUUAUUUUAAAGGGACUACAGUAAACCCCUGCCAUUUGCAAGCGAUAGGGACUGAGCCCUGCUCUGAAUAGUGAAAAAAACGCAACUGAUGCCCGCUCUUUGAAUUGAAUUUUUUUAUAAUUGCCUGUAUUAAUAGUAUAAAGUUCUAAACCACAAAUAUAGCACAAACUGACUGUGAUCUUGAAACUUUCAUAUAAUUUCAAACUCAUUUUACAACAUUCCCCUUAAAAAUAAACAGCACAGCAAAAGCAUACAGAUGGAGCAAAAACUCACCUUAACUUCUGCUAACAACUCGGGCUAAACUUAGCCUCCUCGCCGACAUACAAAGAUUUUAGUCUCUCAGUCAAGAUGUAUUGCUUCAACAUAUAGUGGUGCCUUGAGAUAUGACUUUAAUUUGCAUCGUCGCCACGUUUGUUAUUCAAAACACUCAUAUCUUGAAUCAUCUUUCCCCACUGAAAUGAAAGGAAAUGCCAUGAAUCCGUUCCAGCCUCCCAGAAAAAAAUAAAAUAAAAUUUUAAAUAAAAAAUAAGAAAGCACUCUAUAAAAUAGUACUUUCUAAAAACAUAGUCCAUCCAUUCCCUGAACCGCUUCUCCUCACUCGGGUGUGCAGGCACCUGUCCAAGCUGACGUGGGGCUAGAGGCGAGAUAUACCCUGAACUGGUUGCCAGCCAAUCACAGUAAAAACACAUCACAUUGCAUUGUUUAUUAGCAUUCAUCUAAGCGGACUUAAAGCGAUGUGGUUGUCUUAAAUACACAACGUGCAACUCUUUAUUUUAUUUUUAGUUUGACAGUAAACUUCAACUGGGAGUGGCAGUAAAAAGCUUGAAGCCUCAUUUCUGAACAACCUUUCAUUAUCUGCCGAACUUCUGCUUGUUGUUGAGUUCACCGCCACCGUACAGCGCUCAUAUCUACAUUUUUUGCUCGCACAUCAAAGAAAAAAAUCGUCCAAAAGACAGCUUGUAUCUAAAAAACUGUUAAGUCAGGUCAUUUGUAUCUCUUGGGCCCACUGUACUUCGUAGACUUCCUACUUUCCUAUCAGCAGGGGUUUGGCGCCAUCUUGUGGCAUUAUAGAAAUGCUGCGAACAGUAAAAAUCUGUGAGCGAUAGACACACACAUAGGUAAUUGCCUAUAGAUCCCACAAGAUAGCAACAAAGUACUUCUUCUGUUAGAAAGGCUCUGGCCUGACGAAAUGAAGCUAGUCCCCUCACUUCAAAGAGGUUCCUUGGCAUCAAAGUUGUAUUUUUACAUUAGACGUUGCUUCGGUCCGAGUAGAUGUUUUUUCAGUGUAGGUUCCACAGCGAAAAUUAUAUGUGAAUUUAUGAACAGAAAACCAUGAAUAUAGGCUGGGGUUCACUGUAUUCCUUAAUGUUGCCAUUGGUUGUUUUAUGCAUAAAAUCAGUUUGAACUCUCAAGAGGGACCUAGUCUUUGGCACAUCCAUUUUUGUGUCGCUAUGCACAUUUCACCAGUUCUGGAUUAAAACAAUUUUUACAGGUGCAGGUAUAAUCUUAAACAAUGCAAUCACUUUUCUUUCCUCAGUCCAAUCAAGCAAAAUGCAAAAUUCAAGGUAUUUGAAUGUUGUCCCCACCCCUUCAUUUUUUUAUUUUAGACUCAAACACUCCUGAUGAAAACUGCAUUUUAUGGUGCUUUUA
Messenger RNA from Phyllopteryx taeniolatus (common seadragon), 3136 nucleotides. Its product is annotated as relaxin-3 receptor 1-like. The record is from RefSeq and is a predicted model, not a curated record. The transcript has 3 exons. Gene Ontology annotation, biological process: G protein-coupled receptor signaling pathway; immune response. Gene Ontology annotation, cellular component: membrane. The coding region runs from base 212 to 1477 and encodes 421 amino acids. Gene Ontology annotation, molecular function: G protein-coupled receptor activity. Lineage: Eukaryota; Metazoa; Chordata; Actinopteri; Syngnathiformes; Syngnathidae.